AUGAGUUCACCAGGCUCGUGUCGUACACCAGGAAGGACGAACAGAGAGGGUAGGAACUGCUCUCAGAGCCCAGACUAUCUCGAAAACUUCAUAGAUACGAUGCAAUUCUCGUCUUUCAGUACAAUUGCUGAAGAACCGAAUACUACGUCGUUCGCCACAGGCAGAAGCCAACAUGAAGCCUGGUUGCGGAGAAAACUCGAAGAGGAACGAAAGAGAAAACAAAAGGAAAAGGAGUUGGCAAUGAAAAAGGAAGAGGAAGAGAAGGAAAGGCGAGAGCAAGCAAAGAAACUCUUUGAAAGGUGGAAAAGUGAGCGAGACGAGAAGGCACGCGAAGAGAGGCGGCGGCAGCGAGCGAAGGAGAAGGAGUUGCGUAGAAAAGAAGAGGAACGAAAGAAAGAGAAGAAAGUUGAAGCUGAGAAGACGUUUGAGGCAUGGAAACGGUCACAUUCGGCGUCGAGGAGGACUUCUCUUUCAGCUGCUGAGCGAGAGAAGCAACGGCAAAAAGAAGAGGCACGAAAAGAGGCCGAGAAGGCGUACGAAGCUUGGUGA
Molecule: messenger RNA, 549 nt
Organism: Cooperia oncophora
Lineage: Eukaryota; Metazoa; Nematoda; Chromadorea; Rhabditida; Trichostrongylidae
Source: the annotation of a GenBank genome assembly